Rotaria socialis is the source of this 402-nucleotide messenger RNA. The record is from the annotation of a GenBank genome assembly. Lineage: Eukaryota; Metazoa; Rotifera; Eurotatoria; Philodinida; Philodinidae.
AUGAGGACACGUCGUUGCACUCUUGAUUCUCGUUCAUUUUUAUCAGAUAAUGAAAGUAGGGAUACGUUACCUUCAACAUCAUCUGUUAAUUCAUCACUACUACCGCUAUCGGCAGCAGCAGCAGCAGCAGCAACAACAACAGUCGUAACACCAGGAGAUCUUACAGGACUUCCAUUAUUAAAAUCUAAUGUUUGGGAAUACUUUGAACGCUGCAUUAAUGUCACUCGUUUAAAAGCUAAAUGUUUAUUAUGUGCAGAAGAAUUAUUAACACCUAAUUAUCGAACAUCAAAUCUUAAACGUCAUUUAGCUCAACGGCAUAAUCUUAAACAGUUUGGUUCAAUUUUAUCGUCACGCUCAUCUACAACCACCGUUAUUUUAUCAAAAAUAGAGAAAAAAAGUUAG